Messenger RNA from Dunckerocampus dactyliophorus (ringed pipefish), 5447 nucleotides. It is a transcript of the gene dhx57, whose product is annotated as DEAH (Asp-Glu-Ala-Asp/His) box polypeptide 57. The record is from RefSeq and is a predicted model, not a curated record. The transcript has 23 exons. The coding region runs from base 571 to 4749 and encodes 1392 amino acids. Gene Ontology annotation, molecular function: ATP binding; protein binding; RNA binding. Lineage: Eukaryota; Metazoa; Chordata; Actinopteri; Syngnathiformes; Syngnathidae. Gene Ontology annotation, cellular component: intracellular anatomical structure.
GCACCUGGCAUCCCACAGCUGUCUUUCGGUUGUAAAGUUUACUUUAUGACGACAUUUCAACUUUAUAUUUGUUUUGACACUUUGUUAUUAUCCUCGGGCGUUAUUUAGAAUCCAGUUGCUUCGAUUUUGACAGUGAGAAAGCCUCCACUGGUUUGCUAGCUUGACUUGUUGUGGCAAUAGCUUGGUGGCUAGCUAACGUUAGCCUUAUCUGAGCUUUGUAAAGACAACUUGAACAGGCACUUUUUUGUACACUUUAUUCCAAACGAGUUUUUUUUUUUUUCACACAACAUCGCACUGAUAGUCAGCCAGGCAUGUACCUAAGUGGACACAUCGCCUUGGUUGGGUAGUUGUGCCACACGCUCAGUUGCAUAAUUGUAGCCUUUAGGGCUAUGUGUCAGCAGCCACCAUCGCGUUACUCGCACGGUCCAAGCUUUAAAAAGUACCUCACAACAAGGGGGCCCACAGCUAUGAGCCACUCUGCACUGGAUGCUGCCGACUGCACACAAGUAGCCUUUGUCUCUAUUGAGAUUGUUGGAUACUGUCUGAUACCGGGACUUUGAUUGGAGAGAAAUGAGUGCCAGGAAAAAAGGGGGCAAGCCCAACAGAGGAGGAGGGAAAUUUAACAAGCCAAGGGGAGGUGGAGGUAGAGGAGGCGGCGGAGGAAGAAAAGGAGCAGGUUGCUGCUUGGAUGAUGACUACGAUUUCAGUCUUGAUUUUGGACCACCUCGAUCGAGCAGACCUGCCAAAGGACGAGGUGGCACUGGCAAUGCGAGUGGCUGGAAUGGGGAUCGCGGACGGGGAGGUAGAGAUCGAGACAGCAGAGCUGUUCUCCCAAAAUCGCUGGCUAAGAGCACACCAUACAGAAAGGCGGGUGACAGCAGCAGAGCAGAGACGAGCAGCAUGCCAAUGCAGAAGAUUUUAAUGACUAACAAGAACCAGGAACUCCUGAAGGAGCUGCUGUGGGAUCUGCGGACCCGCGACUUUGACGAACACCAUGAUGAGACUGGUUCAGAUGAUUUAAAAGAGGCGGAGGCGGAGGAAGAGGAAGAACACGAUGAGCUGGACCACCGUGAGGAAGGCCAGUUUUGGGCCACCAGUGAUGAGCCUGUGGAGAGAGCAGAGAGCCCGGAGUACGAGUCUGACCAUGAACGUCCUCCUGCCGAGCCUGUCGUCUCCUUAUUUGCUAUUGGCAAACUCUGCAGGUAUGGCUUUAAUAGGGAGCGCAGCAAGCAGGCGCUGGAGUCAGAAGGAGGGGAAUUUGGAGCAACAUUGGAGAAGCUCCUCUAUCAAGUUUACUCCGAGUGCAACAAGCAGGAAGCGUUCAGUCACGUCCUGGAAGGAAUGUCCAUGGAGGAGUGUCUGAACCAGAGGCAGGAAGAAGCUCUGGCACUGGCGGCUAUUUUUGGGGACCGUUUCAAUGAGCGCAUUGCCAACUCGGUGUGGGUAAUAACCCUCGAUCUAUUAUUUCUUACAGAAAACAUUAGCACAAACUACAGCAGGAGUCAGCCUAGUGGACGGUCUUCUGAAAAAGUCUGCCAGUUCUAUUUAAAAGGCAAAGGCUGCAGGUACGGCAGCAAGUGUAAGUUCAAGCACCAAGCUCCAAUCCAAGCCCCACCGGACUUGCAGGGACCAGCUCAGGCUGGAAUCAGCAGCUUCUCUCCCCUUGAGUAUGAACUGGAAGUUCGCUUCCCGAAAGGAAACCGUUACCCAGCUCAAGCACCGGUUGUCGCCUUCAGCACCAACGACGAGCACAUUGGAGCCGCGGGGAGACUCACCGUGACGGAGGUGUUGUUCGCGCAGGCGCUGGUCGCGGCCCAGAAGGGGGAACCCGUCGUUUACACUCUCGUCAGCUUGUGCGAGGACGAGGACGCCAUGCGGGGGCUGCUGGACAGCCCUCAUCACAAAUACAGUACGCCGCCACCUGUUGUGGUGGCUCCCUCCCCCUCUCUCCCAGUGAGGAAUGUGAGGAGCAACGCUUUGGAGGAAAGCAUCUGUCCCAUGAGAAGGACCACUCCAACAGUAGACCGGACUGGAGAAGCAGAAGAGCAGGAAGAAGAUGAUGACGCUCUUCCCAUUGAGGAGGAGAGACACCUUAGGAAGAAGGUGGCCAUUAAUCCCAACCUACUUCAAGAAAACGGCAAACUGUGCAGAGACUUCCAGAGGAAACAGUCAUCCAAGCGGUUCAAGUCCAUGCUGGAGGAGAGGAUGAAGCUGCCAGCAUGGGAUGAAAAAGACAACGUCCUCGAUCUGUUGAAUGGGUGUCAAGUGUUGGUCGUCAGCGGGAUGACAGGUUGCGGCAAGACUACACAGAUCCCCCAGUUCAUCCUGGAUGCUUCUUUGAGUGGUCCGGCGGACAAGGUGGCCAACAUCAUCUGUACUCAGCCGCGCCGCAUUUGCGCCAUCUCUGUGGCCCAGCGGGUGUCGCAGGAGCGUGCCGAGAGUCUGGGUAACUCCGUGGGCUACCAGAUUCGCCUGGAGAGUGUUAGGACGUCUGCCACCAGGCUACUUUACUGCACCACAGGUGUGUUGCUAAGAAGGCUGGAAGGUGACAUGGACCUUCAGGGUGUCACCCACGUCAUUGUAGAUGAGGUACACGAGCGCACAGAAGAAAGUGACUUCCUCCUGUUGGUGCUCAAAGACCUAACCCUUAAUAGACCAGACUUGAAGGUUAUUCUCAUGAGUGCCACGUUAAAUGCCAACCUCUUCUCUGAAUAUUUCUACAACUGUCCAACUGUACAUAUACCUGGUCACACGUACCCUGUCACUCAGUUUUUUCUUGAGGAUGCGAUCUCUUUUACCCGAUACACAAUCGAGGAUGGGAGUCCUUACAUGCGCUCAGGGAAGCAGAACUCUGCGAGUGGGCAAGGACGAAAAGGAGAGCCAAGGAAUGUAGUGGACACCUUGGGGGACGAUGUGUGGAACUUUAUGUCUUUUUCAAAGAAAGACUUUGUCAAAGAUUCUGUCCCGGACCAGAAGCUUAGUCUUCAGGAACUCUCUAUCAGAUACAGAGAUUAUAAAACAUCUGUGCUAAAGACUAUUUCUACAAUGGACCUGGACAAGAUCAACAUGGAUCUGAUUGAGAGUCUGCUGGAGUGGAUUUUAGAUGGCAAAGACGAUUCCCCUAACAGUGCAGUGCUGGUGUUUCUUCCAGGCCUCGCUGAAAUCAAGAUGCUCUAUGAGCAGCUCCAGUCAAACAGGAAGUUCAACAACAAGUACACAAGCAGCUGCGUGGUGUACCCACUUCACUCCAGUCUGUCCAAUGAGGAGCAGCAGGCUGUUUUCAGCCAUCCGCCUGAGGGCAUCACAAAGAUCAUCAUCUCCACUAACAUUGCAGAGACCUCUGUAACCAUUGACGACGUGGUGUGCGUCAUCGACUCUGGCAAGAUGAAAGAAAAAAGGUACGAUGCAUCAAAGAGCAUUGAGAGCUUGGAGGAAUCCUGGGUUUCUCGGGCCAAUGCGCUUCAGAGGAAAGGCAGGGCAGGUCGCGUGGGGCCUGGGCUAUGCUUCCACCUCUUCACCAGCCACUGCUUCCAUCACCAUCUGGUACCUCAACAGCUGCCUGAGAUCCAAAGAGUUCCUCUGGAGCAGCUCUGCCUCCGCAUCAAGAUCCUGGAUAUGUUUGCAGAGCACACACUGGAGUCCGUCUUCUCUCGCCUCAUCGAGCCGCCAGCCACCGGAAGCUUAGAAGUGGCCAAGCAACGCCUGCAGGACCUGGGCGCUCUAACCGCCGAGGAGAAGCUCACCCCGCUGGGCUACCACCUGGCCCGCCUGCCUGUGGACGUGCGCGUGGGGAAGCUCAUGUUGUUUGGCGCCAUCUUCCGCUGCCUUGACCCAGCACUCACCAUCGCUGCCAGUCUGGCCUUCAAAUCACCUUUUGUGUCGCCAUGGGACAAACGUGAGGAGGCUAACGAGAGGAAACUGGCCUUUGCGGUGGCCAGUAGUGACCAUCUGGCCCUGCUGCAAGCAUAUAAGGGUUGGUGUGAUGCUAAAAAGGCAGGCAAUAAUGCCGGCUCCCGCUACUGCCGGGAGAACUUCUUGUCUUCACGCGUCUUGCAGGAAAUAGCUUGUCUGAAGAGGCAGUUUGCCGAGCUGCUGUCUGACAUCGGCUUCAUCAAAGAGAAGCUGAGGUCCAGAGUGAUUGAGCGGCUGUGCUCCAAUGGCUCUGAUGGGAUUCAAGAGGCUACUGGCCCUGAGGCAAAUCUGAAUGCUGACAACAUCCAUCUGAUAUCUGCUCUUCUCUGUGCUGCCCUCUAUCCUAAUGUGGUGCAGGUCCAAUCUCCUCAGGGGAUUUAUACGUUGAGCAUCAAGGGAGCGGUGAAGAUGCCCCCCAAGACCAACGAGCUACGCUUCAUGACCAAGAAUGAUGGAUGCGUCCAUGUUCACCCCUCGUCCGUCAACUACAUGGUGCGGCUGUAUGCCAGCCCGUACCUGGUUUACCUGGAGAAGGUGAAAACCAGCCGGGUCUUCAUCCGGGACUGCAGCAUGGUGUCUGUCUACGCUCUGGUGCUCUUUGGAGGCGGGCAGGUCAACGUGGAGCUGCACAAGGGCCAGUUUGUCAUCUCCCUCGACGAUGGAUGGAUUCGAUUUGCUGCUGAUUCUCACCAGGUGGCUGAAUUGGUGAAGGAGCUGCGCUGGGAGCUGGACUGCCUACUGGAGGACAAGAUCAAGAACCCUAGCAUGGACUUGUGCAGCUGCCCCCGCGGCUCCCGCAUCAUCCGCAUGAUCGUCAACCUUGUGUCUACACAGUAAUUUUGUUGCUUCUCCUCUUAUUAUUUUUCUGCUUCUUGGGCUUAGUAAGGUCCGUCAUGUGUCCAUCUGUGCACCUAUGGGUAUGGUGGUCCUAAAAUGAAAUGAGCACAGGCACAUUGUUUCCGACAAUUGCCUGGCAUCCGGGUAGAAGUUCAGCUGACUUUAUUCUUUCUUCUUGUUAUAGACUUGCAUGUUCAAAUUGAUACUUGAAGUGAGUUCCUCUGUUGGUCACGGCUCUCACAGCUACAGUGAUGCUGCACAAAUGUUUAUAGGUAAACAAAAACUAUGCAUGUGCUACGAAGAAUAUCUUAUCUUGUGAUCCAAUUGAGUGUGCAUGGUUUUCACAUAUUGAACAUGAACUGAAUGUAUUUAAACGUUACACUGAUGUCAACCAACACAACGGGACUCCAAGGGCUCUUUGAAUCAGGGAGUUGCCAAAGAAUUUCAAUUAAAAGAGUGCAGUAUUGCAUUGCCACGUCCUCGUUAUGUCUUUGAUGGGCUUGUGGGAGAGUCAGACCUGUCUCAUUCAAGCCAGCCAGUCUGUUCUGUUCCUAUGACAACGUGUGUACACAAACCAGGAGCCAGUCUUUUCCUGUUGCCAUUUCAGCCUGCGUGAAAAACUUGGUAAGCUGUUUAUAUUUUGGGUACAAUUUCUCAUGUUAAAAUGUGUUUUGGGAAAGAUUUAGUAGCAACAGCAC